GAUUAACGUCAUCGACAGUUCACGUCGCUUCUAGAUCCCAAUGUGGACUUCACCAUGCCACCUCCCAGAGCCCCUCAACACAUGCCUAUUUCUUUACCUCUCCCCGACGUCCGACCUACCGGUUCUUCGUGUCAUUUCCUCGCCUUGACCAUCAUCUCAUUGACUGCUAAUCUCUGCAACAACUGACCUGGUCUUCCGGACCUGUUCCCCCGAAUUUAUGACCUCAUACUCGCGCUACGGUUUCACCUUGGAAGCUUCUACAAUCAGAUAGAGCUUAUCGAUCGGCAGCCCGCAAAACAAAUGCAAGCAGCCAUGACCGACCCUGUACCACUGCGCGGAUCCUGUCAAUGCGGCCGGAAUCAGUAUCUCAUUCGUCUGUCCGAUAAUGUAACCGAUCAUGCGCAGGUUUACUUUGACUCCAGCGAAGACAACCGUAGAUCCCAUGGCUCACCAUUGACGGCAUGGCUUCGCGUCCCCCUGUCGUGGUAUCAGUCCCACACGCAAUCCUACUUCCCCGAUGAAACGCAUGCAAGCAUCCGGCGCAUCUUCUCCCCGCACCAUGCGCCUCACACCCAGCGUGUCUUCUGCGGGUUCUGUGGCACUCCGCUCACGUAUUGGAGCGAGAAUCCCAGGGAGGAGGCGGAUUUCAUGAGCGUGUCCGUUGGAAGUCUGUUGGGUGAAGAUCAGCGUAUGCUAGAGGAUUUGGAUCUUCUUCCUCCGGUGGCGCCGUCCUCGGAUGAAGGAGAGGAGGUUGAGGACGAGGAUGAAGACGACGUCGAGGAAGUGCCGAGAGUUGUCGAAGGAGAGUUGAUAGAUAUGGACGAGGAGGCGGAAGACGUGGAACCAGAGCAGGAACCAGAACGAGAGGGCAAAGUCGUCGCUGUUCCGGCGGCAGCGUCCAGUGACCAGCCUACCUCGUCGCGUGUAGUCAUUCCUGCUGCCACAGGAAGAGGUGGGUCGGGUCUCUCGCGCAGCUACAGGCAAGGGACCUUGGGUGGGAUACCGUGGUUUGAGGAGAUGAUUGAAGGUAGUCAGCUGGGUCGUUUGAUGAAGAUGAGACGUGGGGUGGGCGUUAGCGAUGAUCAGUCGACGACGGUUGAGUGGGAGAUCAGUGAGUGGUCGAGCGAUGCGCCUGGGACGUACAGACAGGCUGGCGUUGGUUUGCCUCUUCAGGCAGGGAAGAGAAAGCGCGGGCUUUAGACUUCGAAACUAAGCAGCAGACUAGUCGUCGUGUCUCUGACAAUUGCAAGUAGAUAGUACAUUUAUUUAGCGGCGUUGGUCGUCUUAUGUUGAAAAUCAUGAAGCAUCAUGUUGGAGCAGAAUCCAAUAGCAUCUAAGACAGUAUCUAUCAAGCUUCCGGCAGGCUUUCUAUACCAUAGAUACUAC
This is a messenger RNA of Aspergillus homomorphus CBS 101889, 1386 nucleotides long. RefSeq lists its product as uncharacterized. Bases 313 to 1200 code for a protein of 295 amino acids. NCBI's taxonomy places the organism in Eukaryota, Fungi, Ascomycota, Eurotiomycetes, Eurotiales, Aspergillaceae. The record is from RefSeq and is a predicted model, not a curated record. The transcript is spliced from 2 exons.